AUGAGUUUGUCCACAUCUGGAACCAAUCCUCACUCCUUUGACAUUACUUUGCUCGGCAACCUCGCAUACGGACAAUCCUUACAUAGUCGAAACAUAACUCAUACAAUCUCUGCGACAUUCAAGCAACUACUUGAAGACCACAAGAAAAGCUCACUCACCACCCUCCAUCAGCAUAACCCCAUCCACCAUGUCAGCCACCCUCAUAACCUCCGUCCUCCCCAUCUCCACGGCCCUCUUCCCGUCAUCAGCUUCCACCGCUACACCCAUAGAUGA
Messenger RNA from Parastagonospora nodorum SN15, 273 nucleotides. RefSeq lists its product as hypothetical. The coding region runs from base 1 to 273 and encodes 90 amino acids. The record is from RefSeq and is a predicted model, not a curated record. The transcript is spliced from 2 exons. Lineage: Eukaryota; Fungi; Ascomycota; Dothideomycetes; Pleosporales; Phaeosphaeriaceae.